AGAUUCAAGGUUCACUACUACGAAAAGAAGUCCAUUUUUGAAGAAGCAGUCAAAGUAGGCGAAGGAGAAGUUCUUCUAAUCUCUCCAAGACAUCCGAAAAAGGGAGUAAAACAGCAGGAACGCGUGACAUGGAAAGAAGCGUUGCGUGACAUCGAUGUUGAUCUCGAAGAAGGCAAAUGGGGAAUUGGUCCGCAGCAAGACGCUGAGGACGUUGACAGCUUAACCUUUUGCUGCUGUGAGCGUUGCCAUGGCAGUUCAUUACAAGGGCUGUCGGAGGCGAUGUGCGGGGCCUUUCCACAACACAUCACGGCGAACCAGUUUUUUACACCACGCUUAUUCAAAGCAUACCAUUCUGAAGGAUACAACGCAUGCCUGGAAGCUGAUGCCGCUGAGUUUUUAGGUGCAGUUCAAGAAGUAGAGUUGACAAUCACAACUGAGCUGACAACAUAAAACAGGAACUGGAUAGCGAUAAAUCAGUGCGGUGCACGAAAAUGUGAAAAAGGGAAAAGGGAAAAAAAGAAAGAAUUAGAAAGAACCGUGUCAUGCAGAAUAAGAGUACUUUUCUUUAAACAAAGCCUUUAUACCGGGAAGGCAGACUUAAUAGUUGAUCAAGAUCUCCUAUUAUCUCGCUAGUUUUUGCUCAAGUCAUUGCAAAUAUUGUUUAAGCUUAAAUUAACACCUAAUCAGCCUGGCAAGUGCUGUGUUAGGAAAUAAUCAAAACUGAAUACAUUUAUAGCUAACGAGCAUUCAGAUAAUAUAUCAAGCAUGAGAUGCAACACUGAGAAAAGAGUUGAAAAUACGACGCGCAGCAGAGUAUUUUUGACGAACGUCGAGGUGUCGAAUGCUAAAUUUAAGGAUGCAAAAAUGAGCAGUUUUUCAACCGAUUUCCAAACACUCAUUAAACAUCAAUUUCCUUUGUAUUUUCUUUAUGAGUUAUUAAUGAGUUUGAGAAUUUAUCAUAUCUUAGCGGAUACUUAUUAUAUUUAAACAAAUUCACUUUCUAUGCAAUUAAAUCCUCUCCAUUAAGAUAUAAAGUACGUAGACUACACAUUUGUCAAGGCUCUGUCAAAGAUCACACACUAUGUGAAGCCUUUUUUUUUUUUACUUAAUCUCGUUUGUGUAUAUGAUAUUUCCCUUAGCUUUACUACGAUUAUCAUUAUGUCGUCAGAAUAUAAAUCACAUUGUUUAGACAGUGCACGUACAUUUUCCUGGCAUCUUUGGACGUUGCCUCGACACGGCUACGGUGAUUAGUCUUGGGUAGCCUGGGUGAUCAGUUGUCGUGCAAAGAAUUUGACGGCUAUUAUUUUGCUUUGUGCUGGAAACUCAUCAUAGCGUAACAUAUCAUAUCUUAAGAAACAGUCUUAAUUGACACUCACGUUUGACUUUCUUGCUAUACCUGGAGAUUGCUGGAUAUCCCAGGCCUGUCAUAUAGCCAGGUUUAUCGUGUACCUGUAACGAAGUCACAGCUACGUUAUAGAAAGUACCCUUAAGCCUUUGGUUCGGAAAGGUGAGCUUGACUUACAUUUACUGUGUUAAAUUUUUAUUGAAACCAAAAAAAUUGCCAUUAAGUCAAUGUAGUACUCAGGUACCAAUAGGCCAGUAGCUUUGACGGGGCUGGGAAAUAUGAGGAAAUGACUCGAUAUGCUACGUUUAAAGCUCAGUACGCCAUUCGUUACUAUGAACAAUAUUUUGUCUCAGAGUCGUAAACCAAAAUACUAUCUUUCUUGAUGUUUCAUUACAUUUCUAGUUAUCUAGUGACACGAAGUGUCCGUCAAGAUGAGUUGUGGCAUUGCUACUGUACUGACUGAUAUUCAUUUAAAGCUUCAAAUUCUGCCCGCAAUACGAAGCCAUUCAAUUUUGCAGUCGCUGUAUGACUUUGAACUGUAUACUCCUUUUUUCUUAACUUAAUAUUUAAACCCAAGCCUGUUUAAGCUUUGAUUGAUGCUUUACAUCAGUCACUUAAGUUAACUAUGGCCAGUCAAGGUUAAUUAACCGUGUCACAUCGUUGCAGCCUGUGUGUGUUUUUUAGGCGAAUAAAUGGGUGCUCAACGUAACUUUACUGUCAGUAGUGUUUUAUUAUUUUUAACGGUUGUAACUUAAAGUGGCAAAAAUCAACCCGUUUUAAUCCUGCGGUCAAUGGUUUGCCAUGUAUGUUUACUCAUGAUAUUAUCAUAUCAUUGCCAUAGUUAACCAUGGUCGUACGUGAAAAUAUGAAAAACCAUUCGCAACAAAGAGAACCUAACCAGCGGGAGAGACAGAAAACUGUAAAUACCGAGGGAUUGAGUGGGUACGGUUAUUUGUGUUGGAAAAAUCGACACAGAGUGUACAAAAGACUUGCUAUUCAAAGGAAUAUUUUAGUGUUAUUUACUUUUCAGACAUAUUCUCUUUUCAGCAUGUCUGAAACAGGCCUUUCGUUUUCCGGGGGAGGUAUCCGGUCAGCAGCAUUCUGCUCAGGCGUUCUGCGCAGGCUCUUACAACGCAACUGCAAGAUUGACUACCUGAGCUGCGUGUCAGGGGGCGGUUACACUGGCACAGCCUACCUGGAUUGGAAAUAUAGGAAUGGCAAGAAGGACGAUCCAAAGUGGCAUCAGGAAUUCUUCGACCACAUGAGAGAAAAUGCAGGGUUGAUGUGCAACUGGCAGAGGCCUUUCAGAGGAAUCUUUGAUACCGUGAUUCUUCUCUCUCUAAUGCUGCUCGUCUCUGCUAUAAUGCCAAUAAUCGUGUGGGGCUCCUAUCUUUUUCCGCUUGUAUACAUGGUUGAUUAUCUGUUUGGAGAUAUCCUGAAAGCUGAUGAUGAAUGCGAUUCAGUUCCACAUGAUCAAAGGCAACCCCGCGUCAUUUUUAGCUUACCAGAUAACAACACGGAAAAUGUUAAAGAGAAUGUUACCGGCACUGAACGGCAAGGUGACCGCUGUAUGAUUACUAUGGGCUCAGAAGCUUACACUCGCAUUGUCAUGUUCGCUACUCUUAUAACAUUAUUUGUCUCUCUCUACUUGCUUUCCAAAAAAGUGCAACGGUUCCGUUCGGUUUUGUACUUUUUGUCCUCCUUUUGGGGUCUCCUUUUUGCUUUCACCUAUAUUCCUUUUUUCAUUUUCUACUUCUUCGAUCGCACACCGUUGUGGACACGGCUUUUGGUAUUUAUGUUAAGCAUUGUGGCGUGGUUCUUUUUUCCAGUGCUAAGACGCAAGUCCUCCUUUGUCGUAGUUGUGUAUUUGUAUUCCUAUGCAGUAUAUUGGAAGGUGUAUCAAUCAACAUUGUUUGGCAUAACCUAUUCUGAUUACCUCUUCUUUCGCCUCCUGUUUGCCUCUGGCAUCAUUUUAUGGAUCGUGCCUGCGUUAGGAGCAAUACAGCAACGACUGGUGUAUGUCUUUAACAGGUAAUAAUGAUACAUGAAAUAUUAGAGCCCCAUAGCUAAGAAAAUUUGGUCACCUAUCCAUCCGAGAAGUUUUGUGAAAUAUUACACUUUCUAGCCGGUGUGGGAGCCUGCACCCUUAUAAGGUAUAUCCAUGUUGUGGUCAAUAGACAGCUGUCAAACCAGGGUAUCCGCUGACCAUCAUCACAUGACCGUAUCGCGGGCUCAUUUUUGGUCCGAUCGAGUAUGCGUGUAUAAUUUGAAGUUAACCGCUGACGUUACUAGUUUUCCACUGAUCACAGGCUCAACUUCAAGUUGAUUUCUUUGCAAUGGUUACAAGCUUAUUGUUUGAAGUAAAUUAUACAUUUACUACUUUGUAGACACCAAGGACAACUUAGGGUUUUUAAUUUUAAUACAAUAUGUCCGUUUUAAAACUGUACUUUCUUUUGUUUUUUCAAGAUGGAGAUUACAAUCAGCAUUUUACACACAUGCCAGUGUUGGUAGGUCAGGGUUUAGAGGAAUAGGCAUAGAAGAUAUUUUCCUCGUGACAAACUGGUCAACAUCGCAUCGCAACAGGCUGAAUGAUAAUGACUUUGGACCCUUGACCCUCCGAGACUUGAAGGGAAUUAAGCCGGAGUAUUUAUCAAACAUAGUGGUCAAUGAAUGGAUCAUAAACGAGACUGGCGACAAUCAAGAAAAAUACGAGCUUCUUAUUAUGUCCCCGACUAAAAUAGAACGUCUUGAUCGGCCUGAAGGACAGGAACAGUUUGAGAACAAACUCGAUCCGGGAGAUAUAGACCUAUCAGCUGCCAUGGCAACGUCUGCCGCAGCUGUUGCACGUCACAUGGGCGCUUACAAUCAGUCAGCUGAAGGCUUCAAGCAGUUACAGACCGUGUUAGGACUGGGCAUGGGCUCUUCCACGGUAUCUGACAACGAGGCGCUGAAAAGAGAGAAUGGUGCUCUUAGGGUAAGUGCUUUCACUUUAAAAGACUUGAAGCUUUGUUUGUAUUUUUGCAUAUUUUGAUCCCGGCAGUAUCAGACCAUUGUUGUCAUCGUCAUCAUCAUCAUCAUUAUCGUUAUCAUUAAACUUAAUAUUUUGUUAACAAUUUUUAACACUGGUAAAAGAAAUACUGGCCUCGUUAGAUUAAUUUCCAGAAGACUUAUCUUUUGUUAACUCUUUUCAAUUGUAAAUUAGCACCUUUAGUACGCGAAGCCCCCGUGGCGCAAUGGACUAGCGCGUUGGACUUCUAAUUCAAAGGUUGUGGGUUCGACUCCCACCGGGGGUGGACAUUUCCCUUUUUUUAACAGUGUGGAAAAUCUGACCGGGUGACGUUUCAAUUAGUUAUAACUCGUAAGUGGUGCGAAAGGUCCUCGUUGAUAGAAAUCGAACUGAUUUGUCCUGAGAAAUUUAUUUUGCCCAUGACUAAAGAUUACUGUUCCCUGAAGACUAACACCUUCAUAAAAAAAAAUUGCUUAAGCCAAACCCAUGAAAGCCGGAUAAAAAACGGGCACUCCCUUAUGUCAUAAAGGUGAUUCAUGUACACCCAUUGAUUAACUUUAACACGGGAAAUCACUGCCCUUCUAUAUACCUAAAGCCGCAAGCGUCAUCAUAUAGCUCAUUUUAAUUAGGUCAGUACAUACUCUUUCUUUCAACAUCCCAAAGGGCUCACAAAAUGUCCAUUUUCCUUUUCAGGCACUUCCUUAUGUUAUAGAGGCAAUUCGUGUCCUCCCAUUAGUUAGCUUUCCACUAGUGUACUUUGUAGGAGGAGAACAAACGGAAGACGAAAAGUGGGUGGCCAUAGGAGUACUCAUAUUUUUUGCCAUGCUGUUUGUACUGAUCAUCAUCUCUACGCUGAAGACUGGAAGGGAAAACCCCACAGAACUGGAGAAAGUAACGAGGUGAGAAAAUGGGAGUACUUUUUUUACCUUGUAUUAAAUUGUAUAAAUUUAUGGGUACGUACAGACUUCGACGCUUUCCAAAUUAAACGAACAGCCAAAGUCCACCAACAAUUCAAUUAUUAAUCAGAAUUAGCCAUGAAAUUUUCGCCUUACCCUCUGGAAGCUAUGUGGAUUUUUCGAAAUCAUUCUAGUUAAACUUGGCCUCUUAGCUUAAACAGAAAAAUGCAUCAGUAUUCUAGCUAUUGUGAUCAAGGGAAUAGCGUUCACCCUAGCAGUUUUUAAUUCGCUGGUCUUGAUCAAUUCUUGAAAAUGAGAAAAAAAUAAGAAAUGGACAAAACAUCUGUAGACUGCUGUGAAUGAGACCGUCAUAUUUCAUUCGGUUAAUUAAAAUGCGAUGUGUCCUUAGCUUCUCUUUGCUAAUAUCGCAAAAGUAUACCUUUCAUAGCGUCGCAUUCACACCAUUUUUAUAGUUUAAUCGUGAAUAAAAAAAUGGUACGUUGACGUAAAUAUGAUACCAUUAUGAGGUCCUCACGAUGCAUUCCCCUCUUCAGGUGGUUCAUUGUUCACGUGCCAUUCGUUCGUUUUAUGCGACAGUUGCUGUAUGUAAGCAAUAUGGGUCCAGCACCUCCUCCUAUUUUGAGGCUAAGCGAUGGUGGCCAUAUUGAAAAUUUGGGCAUUUUGCCACUUUUGAAAAAGCGAUUGAGGAAGAUUGUUGUCGCAGAUGGUGGUCACAAAAGUGAGGACGGUCAUUGGGCAAAAGAUUUGCUGAAGGCGUUGUCAUUGGCUCGAGAAAAGCUACACUGCUCUUUCAUUGGUCUAGACGGCCGUGACGUCAUAGAGGACGUCAAAGAAAAAUUUGUUAACACGCCACGACGUCACCAACCAAGAAGUUACAGGUCUGUAGCUUUUGAAGUGUUAUUCUUUGCAUGGAUUUUAUUCAGUAUUAAUCGGGAAAGUAACGUUUAUUGCAUUCAAUAAACAAUAUAUUAUCAUAGGUGAAAAGAACGAAUAUGAAAUACUCAUUGAUGUGAUGAACAUUAUUAUAUUUGCAUAAUUUGUAUUUUUUUAGAUUUAAGGUUCAUUACUACAAAAAGAAGUCCAUUUUCGAACAAGGAAUUAAAGCUGGUGAAGGAGAAAUUCUACUUCUUUGCCCAAGGCAUCCCGACAGAGGCAUCAAGCAAGAUCAGACACCUGUGACUUGGAAGGAAGCAUUGCAUGACAUAAACGCUGAUCUGGAAGCCGGGAAAUGGGGAAUUGGCCCUCAACAAGACGCAGAGGAAGUUGACAGUUUAACCUUUUGCUGCUGUGAAAGUUGUCAUGGCUCGUACUCUUUAAAAAGUGUUUCAAAUGCGAUGUGCGGGGCAUUCCCACAGCACAUCACGGCGAACCAAUUUUUCACACCUCGCAUGUUCAGGGCGUAUCAUUGUGAAGGCUACAACGCAUGUAUGGAGGCUAACGCUGCUGACUUCUUGAAUUCCACAGAUAAAGGAAACAUUUUUAAUGAAUUCCAGACAUGA
Porites lobata is the source of this 6768-nucleotide messenger RNA. The record is from the annotation of a GenBank genome assembly. NCBI's taxonomy places the organism in Eukaryota, Metazoa, Cnidaria, Anthozoa, Scleractinia, Poritidae.